AUGGAAAAACUUCAAAAACUUCCAGAGGGUACUGAAUUACAAGUUGGUAAACAUAAGGUAAAAAUAGUUAAAUAUAUAUCAGAAGGUGGAUUUGCACAUAUAUAUGAAGUUACAAUAAAUACCCCAAACAAUGAACCACAAAUUGCAUGUUUAAAAAGAGUUGUUGUACCUGAUAAGAAUGGAUUAAAUAUAUUACGAAAAGAAGUUGAAGUUAUGAAAACUUUAAGAGAUGCAAGAAGUAUAGUUACUUAUUAUGAUUCACAUGCUGAAAGAUUAGAUAAUGGAACUUAUCAAGUCUUGGUGUUGAUGGAACUUUGUCCUGGUGGAUCCUUAUUAGAUUAUAUGAAUGCAAGAAUUAAGACUAAAUUAACAGAAUCGGAAAUUUUGAAAAUUAUGAUUGAUGUUUCCGUUGGAGUUUAUGAAAUGCAUAGAACAAGAUUAUGUCAUAGAGAUAUUAAAAUAGAAAAUGUACUAAUUAAUUUACAACAACGGUUUAAAUUAUGUGAUUUUGGUUCAACUUCAUCACCAAUAAUGCCACCGCAAGAUCAACAACAAUUCAAAUUAAUAAGUCAUGAUAUCUUGUAUCAAACUACUCCACAAUAUAGAUCACCAGAAAUGAUUGACUUGUAUAGAAAUAUUCCUAUAGAUGAAAAAGCAGAUAUUUGGGCAUUGGGGUGUUUUCUUUAUAAAUUAUGUUAUUAUACAACCCCAUUUGAAGCAAAUGGUGAUAUUGCUAUAUUACAUGCAUCUUUCCAAUUCCCACCAUUACCUCAAUAUUCAGGAGAUUUAAAAAACUUAAUAAUAAUAAUGUUACAAGAAAAUGCUUUAUUUAGACCAAAUAUAAUUCAAGUAUUAAUGUUGAUAUGUAAAAUUAUGAAUAUAAAAUUUGAAACUUUGAGAAUAAAAGAUUUUUAUAAUUUAGGUCCAUAUAAUUUCCAAGCAUUACACGAGUAUCAAGUUCAAAAACAGAAUGAAAUUAUGCAACAAAAACAAAUAUAUUAUCAACAACAAAAUAUGAUUGAUCAAAGUGAGUUAAGAUUGGCAGUAAGUGCAGCUCCAGUAGAACCAAUUACUUCAAAUGCCCCUACGGCUCCUACAGCUCCAACCUCAUCCGUAGCUCCUCCUCCAGCAAAAGAAGAAGAACAUAAACCACCAGUCAUCAAAGAACCAGUAGAAACGCCACCUAAAUCAACAGCCUCAUUAGCUCCACCACUAGAGUCAUUAGAUAAGUCACCAAAUUCAUUACUUGGUUUUAGCCUGGAAAAUGAUGAAGGAUUUUCAGAUUUGGAACAACUUGAAGAUGCAGAGGAAAGAUUUCCAUCUUUGGAUAAUAUCGAUAACUUGGACAAAACUAUAAGUCCAUCAUCUGGGAAAACACCAACAAGAUCAACCAGUAUGAAGACGGAUAACUCCAUUGCAUCUAAAGUAUUAAGUAAUGAUUAUCAAAAUGUUGAUGCUUGGGCUAAUUCACAAUCACAAAGUAUCGAUAAAGGUGCUGAGCAAUUAGCUGAUGAUAUUUUUGCAAAUAAUGAAAGUAACCCAAAACCAAUAAACAAUAAUGUUAACAAUACUCCAAAACAAGAUUUGUCUCAUCAACUCAAAAAUUUAAAUAUUGAAACUCCAACAUCAGCAAACAAUCCAUUCCCAUUUUCAAGACCUUCCAAUUUAACAUCUACCAAAUCAGAAUCUCAUUUCAAGCAAGAAUACAAGAACCACAAUCCAUGGGGGAACAAAUUUGAUUCAGAAGAAAUUAGACCAUCUCAUAAACCAACAUUACUGCAAUCAUCAAAUAAUAUCCCAAAACAACAACAACCGGAUCUCAUUGACCUUGAAGUAGGGCUAGCUUCCUCAAAUUCAUCAUCAUCAAUAUUGACAGCCACAAGAAACAAUGAUUCCAACUUAUCCCUUAUAGAUUUAAAUAUAGAAGAAUCUAAAAAGAAAUCCAUUGAAAAACCAGUCUUCAAAAAGAGAAUAUCAUCAAGUACAAAUCCAUCUCAAAUAAUAUUACAGGAAGAAACUGUUGAUUGGGAGUCAGAUGAUGAAAAUUUAGAUAAUGGAUCAAAUAUGAGUCGAAUGAAGAUUAGAAAUUCUUUGAAAAAACCUAAAAGUAGGAAAAGUUCAGAAUUAAAAAGAACUGAUAGUUCUACGAAUGAAUCUAAAAAGCGUCUUUCAUUUUUUGGUGGGUCAACAUAA
Messenger RNA from Lodderomyces jiufengensis, 2193 nucleotides. RefSeq names its product serine/threonine protein kinase (gene AKL1). Gene Ontology annotation, cellular component: cytoplasm. Gene Ontology annotation, molecular function: ATP binding; protein serine/threonine kinase activity. The transcript has a single exon. Gene Ontology annotation, biological process: peptidyl-threonine phosphorylation; actin filament organization; actin cortical patch assembly. Bases 1 to 2193 code for a protein of 730 amino acids. Lineage: Eukaryota; Fungi; Ascomycota; Pichiomycetes; Serinales; Debaryomycetaceae. The record is from RefSeq and is a predicted model, not a curated record.